AGGAAGAGCUGAGGUGGGUAUUUUGAAAGGAGCCGCGGAAUCUGGGAAAGAAGCCCUGCCGACCAGUGUCCCUGUUUCAGCCUGGCCCAAGGAUUGUGUCGUCCAGGAAGCAGCCUUGCCAUCUGGGGAGUGGCAGAGCAGCAGAGAAGAAGAAGAAGAGAGGAGGAGGAGGAGGUAGAAGGAAGAAGGAAGAACCUGGCGCAGAAGGAGUUAUUUGAGGAAAAACGUGCUGCUUAAAUCAGUGCCGGCCUCUGUCCUACACAAAGAGCCAAUCAGGACAGAAGCAAAUCAAACGGAAAGGUCGCCUGUAGUUCAGAAAAAACGAGCAAGCCAACCAGCAAGCGCGCCAGCAAACAAAAAUGGAGUUUUGAGGAGUGAAAGAACUAUGAUGUCGGCCAUGGGUGAUCAGGACACAGCCAGACAAUGUGGACCCAUUUCUUCAAACUCCGACUUGUUUGCUGUCUGCUUGCGGUGCUGAUGGUGGCGGUGCUGGUCAUCACUGUCACUCAGGUGGAGAACUUGGACCAUGAGGCCGUCUCAGCCACGUUCAUCGACCGCACUGGACCGUUUCUUUCCCCUCCGGUGACAGGAAUCAGCCGGAGUCCCUUCUGUGGCUAUGACCACCAGACCUUGUCCCUCCAGGAGCGCAUGGAGGAGAACUCCUUGCUGGCGGCCUUGCAGAGGCAGGUGCCUGACGUGGGCCCAGUCCCAUUUGUUAAGAGCACCGACCCUUCUUCCAGUUACUUUGUCAUCUUGAACUCGGCAGCCUUCUUCGACGUGGGAAGCCAACUGGAGGUGAUAGUUCAUGUGCAGGAUUUUCAAAGACAGCCCAAGAAGUACGGCGGAGAUUACCUGCAGGCCAGAAUCCACUCGCCCAAACUACAGGCAGGGGCCGUGGGCAGAGUGGUUGACUACCAGAAUGGGUUUUACAAGGUCUUUUUCACUCUGCUCUGGCCUGGCAAAGUUAGAGUGUCCAUAUCUUUGGUCCACCCCAGCGAAGGGAUCAGAGUCCUCCAUCACCUGCAGGAAGUGAAACCAGACAGGGUCUAUUUCAAGAGUCUCUUCCGUUCAGGAAGAAUUUCUGAAACUACAGAGUGCAACGUGUGUCUUCCUGAGGGUCUGCCCCUGUGUAACUUUACAGACGUCUACACUGGAGAGCCCUGGUUCUGCUUCAAACCAAAGAAGCUUCCUUGCAGCAGCAGAAUUAACCAUUUCAAAGGCGGAUACCUGAGGGGCCUCCUAACUUCUGCAGAGAGUGCCCUCUUCCAGAGUGGUGUCAAUAUCAAAAUGCCAAUCAACUCCAGUGGACCUGAUUGGGUGACUGUGGUUCCCAGGAGAAUAAAAGACACUGACAACCCAGAGCUCUCGCCAGGCCCAGGCGCGUUUCCUUCCGGGUAUUAUUAUGAGAACCAGUGGAGGCCUCGAGGGUUCAAGAUGCGCCAGUUUCACGACCCGGACGACGUGACAGAGUGCUUACAGAGGAAAGUGGUGUACUUAUUUGGUGACUCCACAAUCAGGCAGUGGUUUGAGUACCUCACGGCGUUUGUUCCAGAUUUAGUGGAGUUUAACUUGGGCAGCCCUAAGAAUGUCGGGCCCUUUCUUGCGGUGGACCAGAAACACAACAUCCUGCUCAAGUACCGCUGCCACGGCCCACCCAUCCGCUUCACGACGGUGUUCAGCAGUGAGCUCCACUAUGUGGCAAAUGAGCUGAAUGGCAUCGUGGGAGGUAAGAACACAGUGGUGGCCAUAGCCGUGUGGUCUCACUUCAGCACCUUCCCCUGGGAAGUGUAUAUCCGGAGACUCAGGAACAUUCGGCGAGCAGUUGUCCAGCUCCUGGAUCGAAGCCCUAAGACCGUGGUGGUCAUCCGGGCAGCCAACGUGCAGGAGCUAGGCCCCGAGGUGAGCCUUUUCAACAGUGACUGGUACAAUUUUCAGCUGGACACCAUCCUUCGGAGAAUGUUCUCAGGUGUUGGAGUGUACCUGGUCGAUGCCUGGGAGAUGUCUCAGGCUCACUAUCUACCCCACAAGCUGCAUCCAGAUGAGAUUAUUGUGAAGAACCAGCUGGACCUGUUCUUGUCCUUUGUGUGCCCACUGGAGACCUAGCCCGUCUUAGUAAGAAGGGGCGGCAUCCAGUGACCUUUCCCAUCACUUCCAUGAUAGGAAGUCCAUGGGUGGCCCCAUGGAGAGAUUAAGCGCUAUUGAUUUGAACAAGAUUUCAAAAAUACCUGGACUUUAUAUAAUGACUUGUAAGGAUCUUAGAAAUUACAGGCUAUAUUUAUACUUGUAUAAACCUAUAGGAGUCUUUCCAACAAUGACUUAGCCAUGGAAGAAACAUUACUAACAGCACCUACAUACGACAUUGUCCUUGUACCCAAAGAUGCCAAUGAGUACAUUCUAUCUAGAUUCUCGAGGGAGGGGAGACACGUUCCUCCCCAUCUGAAAAAUGCCUCCCCCAUCACAUAAGGGUCAAGUAUGGUUGGCAUAGGGUGCUUGCCGCUCACGUAGGGCAAGGCACUGAGCACCUCUCUGUGUGGGCAGCCUCCACAGUACGUCUUUCAACCUGAUGAACCAGAGCAGACUUCUCAGCGACUUCUGGAAGAUGGCACCCUCACCGGCAUUUCCCUUGGUGGAAAUUUCCUUUUUUCCAAUUGCUUGGAAAAGCCUGUGAGCUUGGUCCGGACUUUAUAGUGAGGAUAGUUACUAUUUCCUGCCUUUUCCCCCCUAGAGUAGAAGCAAAAGGAAGAAAUAAGAAACUGGUACCCAGGAAAUCUGUGCUUUGGGUUGACAUUUGCACUGGAUGAUGGUUUCUUAUUUAAUUCAGCUAAGUUUUACAUCACGGAUGUUAUUUUAAGAUAAUCCCUUUGGGAACCGGAAUAAACUGGAAUUAUUUUUGUGUUCUGAAUGUGAGGGUCUUGGGGGUUGACUGUCAAGUAAAGAAUGCCGUUGAUGACAAUACAGUUGUGGAGACUGUUGCCACCAAUUUUAAAUGUCCUUUUUGUUGUUAUUGCUAUCGCCUUGAACUGUGUCCCCAAACUAGUAAUUAUGACCUAAUUAGAAAUUAAUUUAGAUUUUAAAACCUAUGACAACUAUUUCUUGAUUUGGACAUAAAAUACACAUUCACAUACUUAAAAAUAAAAAGCCCUUAUUCCUUC
Messenger RNA from Echinops telfairi (small Madagascar hedgehog), 3152 nucleotides. It is a transcript of the gene NXPE3, whose product is annotated as neurexophilin and PC-esterase domain family member 3. The coding region runs from base 424 to 2103 and encodes 559 amino acids. NCBI's taxonomy places the organism in Eukaryota, Metazoa, Chordata, Mammalia, Afrosoricida, Tenrecidae. The record is from RefSeq and is a predicted model, not a curated record. The transcript has 7 exons.